Messenger RNA from Nicotiana attenuata, 420 nucleotides. Its product is annotated as ras-related protein RABC1-like. The transcript is spliced from 3 exons. The record is from RefSeq and is a predicted model, not a curated record. Gene Ontology annotation, molecular function: GTPase activity; GTP binding. The coding region runs from base 1 to 420 and encodes 139 amino acids. Lineage: Eukaryota; Viridiplantae; Streptophyta; Magnoliopsida; Solanales; Solanaceae.
AUGAUUUUCUUUAAAAUCUUAUUGAUCGGUGAUUCAGGAGUUGGCAAGAGCAGCUUGCUCCUUAGUUUCAUUUCUAAUGCUAUUGACGAUAUUACCCCUACCAUAGGCGUGUACUUUUUAGGCUUACCUAGAUGCCAUGGCCAGGUUGUAACUUUUCUGAUCAUAUUUUAUACAGCUGGACAGGAGAAGUUCAGGACAUUGACAAUCAGAGGUGCUCAGGGAAUCGUUCUUGUUUACGAUGUGACAAGGAAAGACACAUUCACAGACCUAUCUGAUGUGUGGGUAAAAGAGGUGGAGCUUUACUGUACUAAUGAGGAUUGUAUCAAAAUGCUGGUUGGAAACAAAGUUGACAGAGUAAGUCCUGCGACAGUGAAUAUGCUUGUAUAUGUUCUUGAAAAUCUUCACCUUCCCAACUCAUAA